Iphiclides podalirius (scarce swallowtail) is the source of this 1548-nucleotide messenger RNA. The record is from the annotation of a GenBank genome assembly. Lineage: Eukaryota; Metazoa; Arthropoda; Insecta; Lepidoptera; Papilionidae.
AUGACGACUCAUAACUUUAAUUUAUUAUUCUUAAUCUUCACUAUUCUUGCUUGUAAAUUUCCUACUGGCAAAUGCGAUUUACCAUGCAGAGUUAGGGACGUGGGCAUUGAAGGUCGAUCGAUAGUCUGCGUCUGCGAUGCCAACUACUGCGACACCAUCACCAGGGAAGCGCCGCCGCGUCAAGUUUUCGUCGCUUACACUAGCAGCAAUGCUGGCCAACGAUUUGAAAAAAGCGUUGGAGUAGUACAACAAGAAACUACAACUGACGACAGUGAUUUUGGAAAUACACAAGAUGAAGUGUUACUCCGUGUCCUGACGUCUUCGCGGAAACAGUUCAUCGAAGGUUUCGGUGGAUCGGUCACGGACGCUGCCGGCAUAAAUUGGCGAACGCUCUCCGAUGCUGCGCAAAAACGAUUUAUCGAUACUUACUUUGGUCCAGAAGGGCUCGAGUACAAUCUUAUAAGAGUGCCCAUUGGCGGCGCGGACUUCUCAACGCACCCUUAUACAUACAACGAAUUGCCAUGGAACGACGCCGCAUUGACAAACUUCUCACUUAGCCCUGAAGACUUUUUAUACAAGUUACCUAUGAUUAAAAUGGCCGAAGCGGCAGCGACGAACCGUAUUAAGAUAACGGCGAGCACUUGGUCGCCUCCGAUCUGGAUGAAGACUAACGAGAGGAUUACGGGUUUCGGGCAAGUUAAGCCCGAGUUCUAUCAAUCUUACGCCGACUAUCACUUACGCUUUCUCGAAGAGUACGACAAGGCUGAUGUUAAAGUCUGGCGCCAUCACCACAACCAACGAACCACUGAAUGGCAUCAUACCGGGCGAUGGGUUGCGAACAACUUGGGGCCGACGAUAAGAAAUUCCCGCUUCAACGACACUUUGAUCCUGGCCGUCGACGACCAGCGGUACACCUUGUCAUUAUGGCUCAAAGGAAUGGAAAGGGAAGAUCCUAAGUCCAUCGAAUACAUCGACGGAAUAGCUGUACAUUAUUACGGAAAUUACUUGCCAGGUUCCGUUUUAACUAGAAUACAAAAUCGGUAUCCUGAUAAAAUCCUGUUAUCGACGGAAGCUUGCGAAGGUGCCAUGCCUUGGGACCUUAACAAAGUGGAGGUCGGCUCAUGGAGACGUGCUGCACGAUACAUUAAAAGUAUUUUGGAGGAUUUGAAUAACCACGUCGUCGGUUGGAUCGAUUGGAAUCUGUGCUUGGACGAAAACGGUGGUCCCAAUUGGGCGGACAACUUCGUCGACGCGCCGAUCAUAGUCUAUGGCAAUGGCGACGAGUUUAUAAAGCAGCCGAUGUUCUACGCCAUGGGACACUUCUCCAAGUUCAUCCCGCGAGGGUCCCGCGUCGUAGAAGUUUCCCGUAUGAGCUCUGCGGCCAUAGACAACGUCGCCGUCGUGACGCCAGAGGGCAACAUUGUUGUGGUACUUCAUAACACGAAAUCAUACGAACUAAAAGUCCGGAUCCGUAUAAGCAGCGACAGACGCGUGGAUCUAAUUGUGGAACCCGAAUCUGUAAAAACUGUCGAAAUCAAUAGAAGCCUU